UUUUCCUCUGCUACUUGAUCCAUUCCCUUUAAAACUAAUUUUACUAUUUGUAGAUUUUAACCCAUUAGAGAUAUAACAUAAUCUAAAUUGCCACUUCUACUUUUUAGGGACUAUGACCUUUCAAACAAUUACUUUGUCUUCUGUUACAAAGCCAUCUUUGUUAAUGAGAAAAUACAACAGAAAAAGAAAGAAGGAUACACAUUUUGGACAAAAGUUGCAAUAUAAUGGUUGUUUUAUGCACUUCAGUUUCUAGUGUUCUUCUAAACUCUAAAGUAGUUUAUAUUCCUAGGCAUCUAUGUGAAAAUGAUGUUAGGAGAGUUGGAUAACUCAUGUGAAGGAUUACAAUACAGAGAGUUGGUCCCACAAGUAACUUGGGACCAUUUUUGUGCAUGGUUUGUUUCAACUUACAAUGUAUCUGAGUUUGUUCUUCUGCUGUUUAUUUGUAUAUCUUGGUAUGGCUGCAUUAAUGGAAAAUGCGUCUUUAUAUCAAAGGCAGCUGCAAGUGGCAAUUGAGUCCGGUUUCUUAAGCUAUAUUAGUACAGCGUAUAAGCCCAGGCAUGAUGAUCCUCCCAAUGGUUUCAAAUUUGAAAUUAAUGAUGAAUCUUCUCCAACUGAGGGAAAUGCCCGAGCCUCCUUCAACCGAUUGUGCCCAACUUGGAAAGCUUUUUGUAAUAUCCGAGAGACUGGUGAAUCGCAACCAAAAUUGAUAAUCCUUUUGUUUCCUUUUUAAAUCUUGUUAGGCAGCGCAACUGUUAAAUUUUAAUAAACUCAGUUUGUUUAUAAGACAUGAUUUGUAUUGUAUAUAUCUGUUUUAUAUUUCUAGAUGUUAAUGUAAAGUUUUAACACAA
Erigeron canadensis is the source of this 848-nucleotide messenger RNA. RefSeq lists its product as uncharacterized. The transcript has 3 exons. The record is from RefSeq and is a predicted model, not a curated record. NCBI's taxonomy places the organism in Eukaryota, Viridiplantae, Streptophyta, Magnoliopsida, Asterales, Asteraceae. The coding region runs from base 410 to 730 and encodes 106 amino acids.